AUGUUUUAAAUUAUUUACCCGUUUAUGUUAUGUGGUGAUAAUUACCUACAGUUUGCUACUUCUCCGUCCACUGGAGGCACUGUUCACUUUUUAGAUUGCGUUACUUAUAGGCAAGUAGUGUUGCCAAGUCAACUUUUUCUAGACGAAUGUUUUUCUGCCACUUUGAUUGACACAGUAUAAUAAGGGUGUCUGUGUAAAGAUUAAGUUGUCUGAGUACAAACACAUGUUGAAAGCUUACAAAGACCGUUUACAUUUAUUUAGUUUUUCAUACAAACAUUGUCACACAAUUUUUAAACACUUGGCAACCCAGACCCUCGACGAAAUCGUGGCUGCAGCCAUAGCAGCCAGAUUCAGCUUGGUAAACAAAGCGGACUGCUAGCAAGCUAACAGUUAUCCCAUUACAGUUUGUGCAAAAAAAACGGUCUGAAUUUAAGAGUAAAGCAUUUCCGGGGACGUUAAAACAGUAUGUAUAGUUAUAGUCUAAUUCGAUUUUCCUUCUAAGGACACAAUAAUGUAAUUCAAUAGUUUUUAUGGAUCGUAUGCAGUAGCUAACUGGUUAGCCUUCAGUGAGGGUGCAUUGAUUCGUGUAGUGAGCAAGAUGAAACUAAACUCUAUGGUCAGUUUCGUAAGUGACGGUUUGAUAAUUAGUAUAUCUUAGUUGACCAUGUUUAGAUUAUUUUGCCCUUAUUCUCUGGUAGAAUGACAUAACAAAAUGUCUUUUUUAAGUAAAUCACGAGUCGCCCAGAUAGGCAGAUAAGAGGGUACUAGCAGAUAACGGUUUGAUUUUAAAAACACAAAUUAGCCAGGAAUUUUAGUAAUCAGCCAAGACGGCUGUCAUUAAAUAAGUCCUAGUUCAAGCACUUAGGGUGAAAUGUUCAAUCUGAUGGCGAACUGCUGCAACUGGUUGAAACGAUGGAGAGAACCUGCAAGGAAGGUGACAUUAGUAAUGGUUGGACUGGACAAUGCUGGAAAAACCGCUACAGUCAGAGGAAUCCAGGGAGAAAGUCCUUUAGAUGUAGCACCUACAGUGGGCUUCUCAAAGGUGGACUUGAAGCAGGGGAAGUUCGAGGUCACAAUCUUCGACCUGGGUGGCGGUAAACGUAUCCGUGGCAUUUGGAAAAACUACUACUCUGAGUCUUAUGGAGUGGUGUUUGUUGUGGACUCCAGUGAUGUCCAGAGGAUCCAGGAAACCAGAGACACGAUGGCUGAGGUUCUCCGGCACCCUCGUAUUGCAGGCAAACCUGUAUUAGUACUGGCUAAUAAACAGGACCAAGAUGGGGCAUUGGCUGAAGCAGAUAUCAUCGAGACCUUGUCAUUAGAGAAGCUCGUCAACGAGAAUAAAUGCCUCUGUCAGAUUGAGCCCUGUUCUGCUGUGUUGGGUUAUGGUAAGAAGGUUGACAAAUCCAUCAAGAAUGGCCUUAACUGGCUCCUGAAUAACAUUGCCAAGGACUACGAAGCAAUUUCAGAGCGUGUGCAAAGAGAUACAGCAGAGCAGAAGGCUCAGGAAGAACAAGACAAGAAGGAAAGAGCAGAGAGAGUUCGGCGGAUCAGAGAGGAGAGAGACAAGCAGGAGCGAGAGGAGGCAGAGCGAGAAGGAAGGACACUGAAAGAGGAUGAGCUAGACGAUGUCAACAUGCCCAACCCAUUCCAGCCAAUAAGCAGUGUUGUUACUGAGUUUGAAGACAAACUAAACAAAGAGAAAGAGAUCCAAAGACAGAGCAGUGAGCAAGAACAGUCAGCCCUUCAAGAUGAGGAGGAGGAGGAAGAAGAGGAGGAUGAAGAGAGCGAGAGACAGACCCCGGAGAGUACAGAAUCAGGAGCAGUGGACCAGACCAAAAAGAAAACUAGGAAAUUACGAUUGAAACGCAAGCAUAGAGUUGACCCUCUUAGAGUGGAAGAAGCAGCAGCCAAAAGCCCCACCCCUCCUCCCCUACCAGUUGGAUGGGCUACUCCCAAAGUUUCUAGGCUCCCCAAACUUGAGCCUCUUGGAGAUACAAGGCAUUCUGCAAGCCUCAGCCACAUCCUUCCUGUACAGUCAUCUAUCAUCAGCCAACAGAAAUACCACAGCCAUCUACCUUGAUAUUAUUUCUAUGGCAAACCUCUCCCUCCUGUAGCAAUUAGGCAGAGGCCGAACAGCGAUACUCAUGAUGUAAUUUCCUAACACUACCUUUGCUUCCCCCCCCUCGCUGGUUCACAAUUCUUAAGGGCCCCAACCAAUCAAAGUAUUGUUUUGUUCUUAUCUUAAAGCACGGGCAGUGUAGCAAUCUACGCAGAUGUAAUUGCCCAUAAGCGAGGAACUGAUACCCAAUCGGCACACCCAGAUGGAUCACAUGAACUCGUGCAACCAAUGACUGAUGGUCAUCAGAAGCUGUUUCCUUGGCCAGUGUUUGAAUGAGAUGAAAGGACAUGGACAUUCAAUGUAUGACAUAUUCUUAUCUUAUAAUGUUCUUACAUUAGAACGGUUGAAUAUUUUGAUUUAUGUAGAGCCGUUUGUUUAGCUUUAUCAAAAUACUUAAAAUCAGUAUUAACAUUUGCAACUUAAUUGAGACUUUUUUUGUGGACCUAUUUUUUAAGAGAAUUGAAAAAUAUGUAAAUACAUAAAAGAGUUAAAAUUUGUGUACUUGAAAUUGUACAAACAUGUUCUUAUGGUUCAUGUGCAUAUCUUAAACUCUUGUGCAUAUAAAAUGUGCAGUUAAUUGUGACACAGUUUGCCUUUAAAAUAUUAGAAAAUAUCUUUUUUUUUUUUCAGCAGCAUCUAUAGGUUUAUACACUACGCUGUCUUAAUUUUGAGAACAACAUUCAAACUCUCAAAUAGCACCAGCAACAGAUAAAGAUAUCUUGAGAAAGUUAACUUUUACAUGAUUUGAAACAUUUUGUUUGUACAAGCUCGUUAUUGAGUUUGAAAAAGCUUUUUUUUCUUACAUAUGGUACAUCAUACUUUAUCAGGGAGGAAAACACAUUUGUCAUCUACUGAAAGAUGAAGUGUUACACUUCUAGUGUAACAAUGCUCAACCUCCAUAUAAAUAUAUAUGUUAAUGUAUCAUGUCAUAUACUGUAAACGCUGCUUUCAUAUUUAUUAUUUUAUGCUAUUGCGAUUUUUAUAAUUUACAUUGUUGUUGGAUGUUUUUGUUGGAUGUUUUGUUUUGUAUUUUACCCCACACACUAAUAUUUAGUUGAUGAGAAGUUCUGUCCAUCAUCCAGUUUGCUCUGCUUUCAGUACCUAAGCCUUUUGUAACCAGUUUACAUUUAAUAUGAAUGUCAAAUUAAAAAAGAGAGAAAUUUUAUUCCGUUAAUGUUCACUCUCAUUCAACACACAUCCGUGUCAUCACAACUGUUUGACAAUGCACAAAUAAACAUUUGCACAACUGUUAGCGGCGCCCUCUGCUGGUUUGUGCCGUAACUACAUCAUCAUGGUUUUGUUCAUUAAAACUAUUAAAGAGAGCUGAACUGUG
Molecule: messenger RNA, 3452 nt
Organism: Megalobrama amblycephala (Wuchang bream)
Lineage: Eukaryota; Metazoa; Chordata; Actinopteri; Cypriniformes; Xenocyprididae
Gene: arl13b
Product: ADP-ribosylation factor-like 13b
Exons: 11
Coding region: 872-2080 (402 amino acids)
Biological process (GO): non-motile cilium assembly; receptor localization to non-motile cilium
Cellular component (GO): motile cilium; ciliary membrane; non-motile cilium
Molecular function (GO): GTPase activity; GTP binding
Source: RefSeq, a predicted model, not a curated record